GAACUUGAUCGAUGAACUUGUGAAUAUAUAAUAUGAGCUUACAGUCAUUAUCGAUAUUUUAGCGAAAUCGAAAUUCUUUGUAACGGAAACGUAGCGAAGUUCAGGUAUUACGUGUACAAUUGUACGUAACAAAUUUGUCGUAAUGUGGACAGCGAACAAAUUUAGAUAACCCAGCGUUGAAUACCAUAUAAUGGAGAAAGAAGGCUAGAAACAAAGGGAAGCGAAGUUGGGAGACAAAACAGUGGUCGUAAGGUGUAAUAAUCAUCAAACAAAAAGUUUGACACACCAAUGGCCUAUCAAACUUUUCGGCAGGAGUACCUGCAAAUGCCUGUGGUAACACGAGUUUAUACGACAGCUUGUGUCAUUACAACUCUUGCCGUGCAAUUAGAUUUAGUUUCGCCGUUUCAACUGUACUUCAAUCCCAUUUUAAUAAUAAAACAAUAUCAGUUAUGGCGUCUGAUAACCACAUUUUUAUUCUUUGGGAAUGUUGGCUUCAAUUUUUUCUUCAAUAUGAUUUUUACCUACCGUUAUUGUCGAAUGUUAGAAGAAGGAUCUUUUCGAAGAAGGACAGCUGACUUUGUAAUGAUGUUUAUUUUUGGGGGUAUAUGUAUGAUUACAUUUGCGUUUUUUGUUAACUUACUGUUUUUGGGACAUGCAUUUACAAUCAUGUUAGUCUAUAUAUGGUCACGGCGUAAUCCAUUUGUUAGGAUGAAUUUUUUUGGAGUUUUAAACUUUCAGGCACCAUAUCUGCCAUGGAUACUUCUUGGAUUUUCUAUACUCCUAGGUAAUGCUAUAUGGGUAGAUCUCGUUGGGAUGGCUGUAGGGCAUAUGUACUAUUUUGCAGAAGACGUUUUCCCACAAAUAAGGGGAGGUUUCCGUAUUCUUAAGACUCCACAAAUAUUAAAAACAUUGUUUGACGCACAUCCAGAAGAUCCAGAUUACACUCCACCACCUGAAGAUCGACCAGGUGGUUUUAAUUGGGGUCAAGGAGCUAUGCUGUAAUUAUUUUUCAUCUCCCUAUUUCCAUGAGCCAUCCAUUGUUAAUUGAUAUAUCAAGUAAAUUUAUGAAUUUAUAUACAUCUGUGAAAUUUGAAUUUUGUUUUGCAAUUUUUACAAUUACUAACAAAGAUAAAGUGGUUUGAGCAUACACAUUUAGAUAUUCGAAAUAUCUCGUAUGUAUUGACUGUAUUACGAAGACUUCCAUCUGCUACCAGGGGUUACAAUUUUUUUCACGAAAUAAGUGUGAUAGUCUCUAUACACAAGAUUUUACUUGUUUAUUAAAACAUAUGUAUUAUAGAAACAAAGAUCAAGAAUGUUGAAAUCAUUUGUAGCGAUACUAUCUUGGUGGAAGCAUUUAUUUAUACUAGCACUAACAUAAUAUAAAUAUUUCCAAAGUACAAAUCAUAUUAAAUAUAAAGUGAAGAGACACUACAUAUUAUUUUAAGUUUAUUUAUACUUAUCUUAAAUGUUAAUAUAACUCUGGACUAGAUACAUUACCCAUAUGCUCAUAAUUAUUCUACUGCAAUGAAAAUCGAUCGUUAUCAAAUGAAAUAGUAAUAUUAUCAAUGAUUGUUACUUUUAAUAAAAUAUGAGUCAAACUGUAUAUAGUAGAAAUUUCAAUUCCACGAAUCCUUGAUAGCAUUAAUUUGCGUGAUAAUUGCUGAACUUUCUAAAAGAAUGAUAAAAUUGAAACCCCUGAUGUAAAAAAAAAAAAAAAAUCUGCACUAACAAUGUUUUGUCAUAUUAAUAUCUUUUUUAACUCACGUGUCGUAUAAUGUAUCAUAAUAAUAGUAAAUAAUAGAUAUUACAUACAAACAAUUGCUAUCUAACAUCAAUAUAUUUGAUGUUAUAUUGCCAAUAAACCGCAUGACAUGAUGAAUAUAUAGAAUACAUCACAGAGAUAAACACCUCUGACCAAUAAACAUUUUGUAAUAAAGUGUUUCAAAGAAACUACGAAAUGAUAUUGCACAAUUAAUACUACAAAAUUAACAAUCACAGUAAAUGAAAAUAGGGAUGCACGAUUUCUGAUAUUAAAUAUGAAAACAUUGUAAAGCAAUCAAUAGUAUAAUAGAAUUUGUUUUUGCUCAUCUACUUGUUUUAGAAUAUACAUUUACACAAUAAUGAAUAUCAGUCUGACAUAAGUAAUAUGGAUUUUGUCAAUAAAAUACAUCUACUCAUUGAUAAAUACAAAAUAUCUGUAACAAUGUGUACAUAAAAAUAGGAACUAUCAAUUUUAUCUGUAGUAUGUUAUUAACAAUUGUUCCUGACAAACAUUGUUUAAAACAUGAUAGUCAUUACUGAUGCUCACUUGAAAAUAAUAGUUUUAUGUAAGUCGAAACAAUAAAAGCACCUUUUUUACAAGCAUA
Vespa crabro (European hornet) is the source of this 2366-nucleotide messenger RNA. RefSeq names its product derlin-2 (gene Der-2). Gene Ontology annotation, cellular component: Hrd1p ubiquitin ligase ERAD-L complex; endoplasmic reticulum membrane. Bases 289 to 1002 code for a protein of 237 amino acids. Lineage: Eukaryota; Metazoa; Arthropoda; Insecta; Hymenoptera; Vespidae. The record is from RefSeq and is a predicted model, not a curated record. Gene Ontology annotation, molecular function: misfolded protein binding; ubiquitin-specific protease binding. Gene Ontology annotation, biological process: endoplasmic reticulum unfolded protein response. The transcript has 6 exons.